AUGGCACGGCCCGAGACGGGCUCUGAGAAAGACCCUAUCCCGUCGAUAGAACCCGUAUCUGAUGUCGAGUCUACAUUGCCGCGUGAUGCCACGGACGAAGAGGUACACACUUUGCCACGAGUGGUCGAUCGGAUCCCCAUCGCUGCUUGGGCCGCGGCACUGGUAGGCGCUGCUGAAAGAUUCAGUUAUUAUUCGACCGUUUCUAUUUGGCAAAACUACAUGCAGAAUGAGCGCAACUCUCGUGCCAUUCCCGGGGCACUUGGACUUGGCCAAUCCACUGCUACGGCCAUAUCCAACAGCUUCUUUGUAUUCUCCUUUGUGACGCCCAUGAUGUUUGCCAUAGCGUCGGAUGCUUGGCUAGGCCGGUAUAAGACCUUGGUAGUGGCUUUUUGUCUAUUGAUAUGCGGAACAUUUGUCAUGUUUGCAACGUCUCUUCCGGUGGCAUUGGACAACAACGGCGGAGUUCCAGGCUUGGCGGUUGCCAUGAUCUUGAUAGCACUCGGAAUAGGGGGGAUCAAGUCAACAAUAACACCUUUUAUCGGUGACCAAUAUAAACACAAGAAGCCCCAGCUUAUUCGGCAGAAGAAUGGGGAGUUGGCCGUAAUUGACGGUUCACGCACCAUUCAGUUUCUCUACAACGCAUUUUACUGGCUCACCAACAUAGCUUCCCUAUCCUCCAUACCGGCCACAUUCCUCGAGCAUGAGUUUGACUUCUGGACGGCCUACCUUAUGUCCGCCGUCUCGCUUGUCAUCUGCUUGGUAAUGCUGCUGAGUUUGGAAUCCAAGUUUAUCAAGGUCGUCCCUCACGAAAAUGUGCUUCCAAAGGCCAUCAAGGCCCUAAGCAUGGCGGCGCGGAACGGGUUCAAGUUGGACCACGCGAAGGAGGCCUACCAGCAGCAAAAGCACGGGCAUGGCGUGCCCUGGGACGACAGCUUCAUCAGCGAGCUCAAAACGGGACUGACCGCAUGCCGGGUCAUCUUCUCCUUCGCCUUCUUCUACCUCUCCAUCACCCAGAUGUACAACAACCUGAUCUCCCAAGCCGGCCAGAUGAACCUGCACGGCGUGCCCAACGACAUGAUCCAAGCCAUGGCGGGCGUCGCGUGCGUCAUCUUCGGCCCCGUCAUCCAGGCGCUCUACAACCUGCUCGCCCGGCGACGCAUCAGCUUCGGGCCCAUCGCGCGCAUCUCCACCGCCUUCCUGAUCUGCGGCGGCGGCAUGGCCUACGCCGCGGGCCUGCAGCGGCUGAUCUACAACACGGGGCCGUGCUACGACGCGCCGCUGGCGUGCGCGGCGUCGGAUGGCGGCCGCCGCCCCAACGAUGUCAAUGUCUGGGUCCAGCUGCCCGUGUAUGUCGCGCUGGCGAUCGCCGAGAUCUUUGGGCUGGUUACGGCUAGCGAGUACUCGUAUGAGAAGGCCCCGCGUGGUAUGCGGAGUGUGGUGCAGGCGAUGGUGCAGCUCAGUGCUGGGGUGGGUGCCCUGCUGGGUAUGGCCAUCAGCCCGGCGGCCCGUGACCCCUUCCUGGUGGCCGUGUAUGCGGCGUUGGCGGGUGUUAUGGCGGUGUGCUCGCUGUUGUUUUGGUGCUUCUUCCGCAAGUACGACAAGAUCAAUGAUCAGCUGAAUCGGACGAUCGAAGAGACGCAGGGGACGAGCAACUGAAAGGGGGGACAGGGAUGGGUGAGUCGAGCAAUGUUGAGUAAUAGAUAGAUAAGACAUAGAUGAAGACUGUGGAUCAUUCCGAGGGAUCCCUUAGAAUGUAAGCUUUUAUCAGAGGUAUACACCGGGUUCUUAUCCCGCUCAGCUUCAUCCACGGGAUCUCUGCGUG
Messenger RNA from Chaetomium fimeti, 1822 nucleotides. RefSeq names its product oligopeptide transporter. Gene Ontology annotation, biological process: transmembrane transport. Lineage: Eukaryota; Fungi; Ascomycota; Sordariomycetes; Sordariales; Chaetomiaceae. Gene Ontology annotation, cellular component: plasma membrane; fungal-type vacuole. The record is from RefSeq and is a predicted model, not a curated record. The coding region runs from base 1 to 1656 and encodes 551 amino acids. Gene Ontology annotation, molecular function: tripeptide transmembrane transporter activity. The transcript has 7 exons.